CCGCUGUCUCCUACGCGGCUUCUCGGUGUGGCUGUAACCGCCCGGCAUUGAAGGGGAGGAGGCAAGAGCGCGGGGCGGGGAAGAGGGCGGCCUGGAGCGGUGCGGCUCGUCUUUGCCCAAAGCUCCGGUUCCCGCGGCCCUUCACGGGGAAGGGGCGGGUGGGGCUUACGGAAAGGUAAAGGAAGGCAGCAGCAGCUGCCUCGCCGCGGCCCCUGGACGAUCCGUGCCCGGCGGGCAUCUGCGCUCGCCCUGGGGCGGCUUCUGUUCCUUGGACUCUGGGCGUGGGGAGUGAGGGAAGGAAGGAGCCUGAGUCGGUUCCGGGACCCAGUAGCCCCUCACAGCCGUGGAAGGGGGGGGAGAGGAGAAACACCCCCCCGCCCCGUCCCUAUUAAGGCGCUCCGGUAUUGCAGCAGGCUGGCCCGCAGGACCAGAGAAUAAACAUGGGAACUCCUGGAUCAGGACGGAAGAGAACCCCAGUGAAAGACAGGUUUUCCGCAGAAGAUGAAGCCCUGAGUAACAUUGCCAGAGAGGCGGAAGCCAGGCUUGCAGCCAAAAGGGCAGCUCGAGCAGAAGCAAGAGAUAUACGUAUGAGAGAGCUGGAGCGACAGCAAAAAGAGUCUUCUCAGCAUUCAUAUGAUAGAAAAUGGGCUCAUAUCCAGAAAUGGAUGGAAGAUUCAGAGAGGGCCAGGUAUUCUCACCGGUCCAGUCGACAUUCAUAUUUGAGUUCUUUGGAUGUCAGUGGGUCUCACAGGAGCAGAGCAAGUACCUCCAGAAGGAGAGAUCUUGUGUAUGACAGUACUAAGGAUAUAUCUUCAAGAUACUCGGUCCCUAGUCAUGCUUACAGUGAAUCUCAUAGUUCAAAGAAGAAAGCUGCUUAUUCACGUAAAGACUUAUUGAGUGGAAUUUACUAUGAUCAAAGAAAUUAUAGCAGCCUUAGACAUAGUAAACCAGUUCCUUCCUACCAUACUCGGUCAUCUUCUCUAUACAGUGAUCCAGUGGCAACAACUAGGAGUUACAGGGUGUCUCCUUCUGUAAACACUGGUUUGAUAAGAAGUAUCAGUUUGGCAUCUUUGUAUGGUGAUGGAUUAUAUAGCUCAUAUAGUUCUCGCACUCCAUCUGAAUACAGUUAUUCUUCAAGAGCAAGCUCAAUUCGAAGUAGUCCUAUGUCUUCUGAUUUUUCUGAUCAAAGUGAAACUGCUGCUGACUAUUUUAGUCGUUCCAACCGCAGGGGAAGCGUUGUUUCCGAUGCAGAUGACAUCCAAGAUUUGAAUAGUCUAGAAGAAAAGAGUGAAAAAUCACAUUCAGAAAUAUUUUCAAGGCCAUCAUCUCGCAACUCAAUAAGUGCAACUCCUCUGAGCGGCAACUCAUCUAGGAGAGGAAGUGGAGACACAAGCAGUUUGGUGGAUCCGGAUGCAUCCCUCAGUGAAUUACGGGAUAUCUAUGAUCUUAAGGACCAGAUACACGAUGUAGAAGGGAGAUACAUGCAGGGACUUAAAGAACUAAAGGAUUCGCUAGCUGAGGUUGAAGAGAAGUACAAGAAAGCUAUGGUUUCCAAUGCUCAACUAGACAAUGAGAAAAACAACUUAGUUUACCAAGUGGAUACUCUAAAGGACGUCAUUGAGGAGAAAGAAGAACAGAUAGCAGAGUUCUAUAGGGAGAAUGAAGAGAAGUCAAAGGAAUUGGAAAGACAGAAACACACGUGCAGCGUUCUACAGCAUAAGCUGGAUGAACUUAAAGAGGGCCUUCGACAGAGAGAUGAAUUGAUAGAGGAGAAUCAACGCAUGCAGCAGAAUAUAGACUCCAUAACCAAAGAGGUGUUUGAUCUUCAGGAGACAAUUAAUUGGAAAGAUAAAAAAAUAGGGGCCCUAGAAAGACAGAAAGAUUACUUUGACUGCAUUAAGAAUGAGCGAGAUGAGCUCAGAGAGGAGUUGGCUGACCUGAAGGAAGCAAUGACGAGAGGAGAGAAACAUGGAUUAGUUAUAAUUCCAGAUGGCACACCAAAUGGUGAUGUAAACCAUGAAUCAGUGGUUGGUGCAAUAACAGUUGUAUCACAGGAAGCUGCUCAAGUCUUGGAAUCUGCGGGAGAAGGACCACUAGAUGUCCGGCUACGAAAACUGGCUGGGGAAAAGGAGGAAUUGUUGUCCCAGGUUAGAAAACUGAAGAUGCAGUUGGAAGAAGAGCGACAGAAAUACUCUAAAAGUGAUGGCAUGAAUACAGAUAUCAUGGGCUUAGAGAAUGGUUCUGACUUGCAGCUAAUUGAAAUGCAGAGAGAUGCCAACAGACAAAUUAGUGAAUACAAAUUUAAGCUUUCGAAAGCUGAACAAGAUAUAACUACCUUGGAACAAAACAUUGGACGACUUGAGGGGCAGGUUGCAAGGUAUAAAAAUGCAGCAGAAAAUGCAGAAAAAGUAGAAGAUGAACUCAAAGCUGAAAAGAGGAAGCUUCAGCGAGAGUUAAGAACAGCACUGGAUAAGAUAGAAGAGAUGGAGAUGACCAAUAGCCACUUAAUGAAAAGACUGGAGAAGAUGAAGGCAAAUAGGACUGCGCUUUUAUCUCAGCAGUGAAGCGGAAAUCAAAAAUAUGAUGCACUGCUCCUUGAAUAACUAGCCCCUAGCUUGUUUUUUGGAUACAGACUUUCAUUGGCACAAACUAUUUGAACACUGAGUUGUUCAUAGCUGGUUUGGUUUCAUAAUUAAAUGGCAUACUUCUUUUUGUAACUUAUGAGAGAAUGAAAUGUAGUUUGAAUUCCCACAUGAAUGACAGCAAUUUUUCUGUAGCCUUUGAUUCUAGAGUCAGAGCUGGAGCACAACGCUGUAUGUUCAACUUAGCGGUAGCAAAUGUUUUUACAACUGUGGAAUCAAGUUUACUCACGAUCUCUUUGGGCUGCUUUAAUGAUGCUUGAUGCUUGGAGACAGCUGCAUGAAUUCAAGACGACACUGUUUUACUGUAUUAUAGACUAACAUAUUUGCUCAAGACAUCACACAGCACAAGUGCCUUUUAUCUGGUGCAAUUCUAGACUUCAUUGUUGAAAUAACCUUUGAAAUCAGAUAACAUUUUAUUUUAAGAUACAUUUGGGGUAUUCACUAAACUUUAUACAUUUUGAAAAUGCAUUUUUGUAAAAUAUUUAAAUUUAUAAGAAAAGAAUAGGGACUGUAUAUAAAAAUCUGCUUUUUUGCAUGAGCACAUCUGAGUUCCUAGGUAAUUUUGUCAAAAACUAGUCCUGAUACUCUUACUAUUAAGAGUGCAGAUUUAAAGAAUUAUGUUGUACACCAUGAAAUUAUGUCAUCUGCUGCUUAUGUGUGAAUUGAAAUUUUAGGGUGGGAGGAAGGGGGUGGGAAAUGUGGCUAAGGAAUUUAUUAAAUGGACACUUGACUGACUGAAA
Molecule: messenger RNA, 3382 nt
Organism: Columba livia (rock pigeon)
Lineage: Eukaryota; Metazoa; Chordata; Aves; Columbiformes; Columbidae
Gene: LRRFIP2
Product: LRR binding FLII interacting protein 2
Exons: 27
Coding region: 441-2564 (707 amino acids)
Biological process (GO): regulation of DNA-templated transcription
Source: RefSeq, a predicted model, not a curated record